This is a messenger RNA of Haemonchus placei, 279 nucleotides long. Lineage: Eukaryota; Metazoa; Nematoda; Chromadorea; Rhabditida; Trichostrongylidae. The record is from the annotation of a GenBank genome assembly.
AUGUGUGGCACUUUGGACUACUUGCCACCGGAAAUGGUCACAGGCGAAGAGCACCGUGAACAUGUGGAUAUAUGGUCUCUGGGCGUACUCUGUUAUGAGUUUCUAGUUGGUACUCCUCCAUUUGAGCACGACGACUCUGCUAAUACUUAUAAAGCCAUUCGUAAUGUGCGAUAUACAUUCCCUGCCUACGUGUCUAGCGGUGCACGGGAUCUCAUCAAUAAACUUCUUCAACGACAACCACAAGAAAGGCUGUCAUUAGAUAAUGUGCAUAUCAGUUAA